AUGCGUGGAGUGACCAGGGCUCAGCUGCUGUGGUCAGAUCUGUCUGUGCGUAAAGGGGACACGCCUCCUAUGCGCGCGGAGGGGAUGGAGAUGGACGCGUCACUCUCUGCUCCGUGGCCCAGAACCAGUCCUGGACCAGCUCAGGAUCAGCCCCUGGCCCAGAACCAGCCCAAAACCAGCCCAGAACCAGCCCCCGGCCCAAAAACAGCCAAGAACCAGCCCUUGGUCCAGAACCAGACCCCAGCCUAG
Molecule: messenger RNA, 249 nt
Organism: Knipowitschia caucasica
Lineage: Eukaryota; Metazoa; Chordata; Actinopteri; Gobiiformes; Gobiidae
Source: the annotation of a GenBank genome assembly